Messenger RNA from Eruca vesicaria subsp. sativa (arugula), 1656 nucleotides. Lineage: Eukaryota; Viridiplantae; Streptophyta; Magnoliopsida; Brassicales; Brassicaceae. The record is from the annotation of a GenBank genome assembly.
GCUUCAGCUACACUCUCUGUUAGAAAAACCUCAACACAUUAAUCUUUCAACUUCAUUCUCUUUCCAAGUUGCAACAUUCCCCAGAAAACAAAGACAGCAACUUUUAGUCAAAGCUUCUUCUAGUUUGAUCAGUUCUCAAAGAGGGAACAAACAAGAACGAUGAGGAAUAAGAAGAAAGACAACUACUUUAUGCUACUGAGUUUGCUUCUGUUUCUGGGUACAUGCGUUGGAGACUACGGCAUUGGAGUAGGAAUCGGCGAAGGUGGAGUCUGGGUCGGCGGUGACGGUGGCGGAAACCCUAAUUCCGAUCCUGGCUCGGCUCCAGAGCAACAGACAAAUCCAGCUUACAGUGCUCUCCAAUCCUGGAAAUCCGCCAUAACAGAGGAUCCAUCUGGUGUUCUUAAGACAUGGGUUGGUGAAGAUGUCUGCUCUUACAAAGGAAUCUUCUGUUCAGGCUCCUCUGUAACUGCCAUAGAUCUAAACAAAGCAAAUCUCAAAGGCACCAUAGUCAAAGACCUCUCUCUUCUCUCAGAUUUAACCAUUCUCCAUCUCAACAGCAACAGAUUCUCCGGUCAAAUCCCGGAUUCUUUCAGAGCCUUAUCUUCUCUCCAAGAACUCGAUCUCAGCAACAACAGAUUCUCUGGCUCUUUCCCUCAAGUCACACUCUACAUCCCUAAUCUAAUCUACUUAGAUCUCCGGUUCAACAGCUUCACCGGUUCGAUUCCUCAGAGUCUAUUCAACAAACAGUUAGACGCGAUUCUCCUCAACAACAACCAAUUCACCGGAGAGAUCCCCGGGAAUCUCGGAUCUUCAUCUGCUUCGGUGGUUAAUCUCGCGAAUAACAAAUUAUCCGGCGAGAUUCCGACGAGUUUCGGUAUAUCGGGUUCGAAAUUAAAGGAGGUUCUGUUACUGAAUAAUCAGUUAACCGGUUGUAUACCGGAAUCGGUUGGAUUAUUCUCAGACGUUGAAGUCUUCGAUGUUAGUUUCAAUUCCUUGAUGGGUCAUGUCCCCAACACGAUCUCUUGCUUGUCGGAGAUCGAAGUUUUGAACCUCGGACACAACAAAUUCUCCGGCGAUCUUCCUGAUUUGGUCUGCUCUUUGAAGAAUCUGUUGAACCUCACCGUCGCUUUCAACUUCUUCUCCGGGUUUAGCUCCGAGUGCUCGAGGAUCAGCUUCGGGUUUGACUUCACCGGAAACUGUAUUCCCGGCAAGGGUUAUCAGCGGCCGCAGCCGGACUGCUCGGUGAUUCCCGGCGGCUCGUUGAGUUGCCUCAGGAUUCCGGCGCAGCCGCUAACUUGCGCUGCGAUCUUGGGAUUGAGGUCAUCUCCAUGAAAAUAUAUAAAGUUGGAUCCUUUUUUGUUUCUUUUGAUUAUCUCUGUUGCAAGAUUUGUUAUGCUUUUGUGACUUUUGUUAUGAUAGAAAAUGCCAAAAAUGGUUUUAUCAGUUAAUUAUUAAUCAGGUGUUUUUAGAAUCUAGUAGGAUUGAUUACCAUAAGUUUGUUUCUGAAUCUCUACCUUGUUUUCUUCUGCUCGGAUCUUUCUGACAGGAUUUAGAAAAUAAAUAUUGAUGAGCCGUUGCAUUCAGGUGUUCCGAUCAGAUUCAAGUAAUAACCAAUCCUGUCAAAAUCUAUCUGCACAGAGGAGUUUUGGAUUCUUA